AUGGAGAAGAUAAAUGACAUCGUAGGAAACACUGUGUCCAGCCUGGUACAAAUGCUUCCCACCAAAAACUACACUAUUGUUGAUGACUCCGUACACCUGUUUGACAUGGAUGGCAUUGAUGUACAUUCAGUGGACGUGUCACCAAAACAGCAGCUGAAGAACAUCAAGGACCAGCAGUUGAAAUCUCAACUUCAGAGUCGUGAUGCUGCGUUGUCUCUGAUGGGAGCCAUUGACAGAGCAGCAAACAGUCUACUGGAUAUCUUACCAAAUAUGGAGAAUUACGUCACAACAUUUGAAAACGACGAUGUCACCGUCGUCAUUGCAAGGUCAACUACUGGUAAUAAUGUGACACUUCAAGUGGGUCAAGUUACCAUGUCAGCUUCUACUAACUGUUCGGCGUUUGGCGAUACUGACGCUAAGAUGGUAGUAAUGAAGAAGAAUCUGCUUUCCUGGAACGCAUCUACCUUCGGGGAAAACGUCACAACAGCCGUGAAUAUGUUUUCCCUGGGACGUCAACGUUGCUCUCUACAGCUCACCGUCACCAUUCCGCUAGAAUUGGAAUUCUUAGAUCUGCAACAACCGAGACGUCAGAAACGUGAGCUUGGGGAACGUGGGUUGGUUGGGACUCCGUGGCAGAACACAUCAAAUAGCUCCAAUGGUGGGUAUAGAAGCAACAGGACGAUGGCAUUUCAUACAUUCGACGUUCCGUCUUCAACCGUUCUAGUAGUGAUGCGUUUGUCAUGGUGGGAUCACGCUGCAACCUACCUGCUGUACUUCCGUUACGACACGCCACCCACAGAAGAGUUGUAUGACGACAAGAUGGUUGUUAAGGAGGAAGAUGUUCUUCUGGCUUGGCAUCGAGGCACGAGCAGCUUGAAAACAUUUACUCCAAAUGUGAAGAGACAGAAGGGAAGACUGUAUGUUGGGAUACAGAAAUCAGAUCCCCCCACUCUUUUGCACACUGCACCUUGGCCCGAAGAGUACCUACUCCAGGCAUCAACAGUGAGCUGUGUGGACUGGGGUUACACACCGGAGAAGUGGGAAGCUACAGCGUGUGGGGUCCACGUGGAGCUAUCUGAUAGUAUCAUCAGAUGUAAUUGCAGCUUCCCCGGGUCCAAGGCUGCCGUAGCCGGCUCCGUGCAUCUGCUUCCAAACUCCAUUGAUUUUGACAGCGUAUUCGCGGACUCCGAGAGCCUCAGUAGCAACAUUGUUUUCUACACGGUCAUCAGCGAGUGGGCUCUCUACUUGCUAUUGAUCAUCAUCUUCAAUGUGGACUUUCAGCAUCUUCGAGAAAAGAUGAGUGGAGGUUCAGCGACUCUCAGCAGGAAAAGGCAGUUACCCCUGUUGUCCGUCCUCCCCCCGGACAGGAUGCCAGCCCCAUAUCUGUACCAGAUAACCGUCUCCACCGGCUCCAUGUUUGGUGCCGGCACUUCGGCAAGAAUCGGCUUCAAUAUAUUCGGAUCAAGGGGUAAAACCGCAGCCAAAGUGCUGAAUACCGGCGGAGAAUCGCUGUUACGAGGUGGCACGUACGACAUCAUCAUGCCCCUGAAGACGUCAUUAGGACAUCUGGAACUGCUGCAUAUCUGGCACGACAACACUGGCGUUGAUGAAGCUUCGUGGUUUCUGAAGGACAUCAUUGUCAAGGAUUUACAAACAGAUGAAGUAUAUCAAUUCAUUUGUUAUGACUGGCUGUCUGACGUCCGAAGUGACGGGCAAAUUCAAAAGGUCCUACAUGUGGCGACCCCAGAACAACUGCAAAGUUUCAGUUGCCUGUUCCGUGAGAACUCAGACGCAGUGUUCUACGAUCAACACUUGUGGAUUUCUCCUUUUGUGUCACCUGAAGGGUCCAGUUUUUCCAAGACAAAACGCCUGUCGUGCUGCUGGGCUGUCUUCAACACCAUGAUGCUGUCCAGCGCCAUGUGGUACAAGAGUGGGACAGGGGUGCUCGUCGAAAAUACUGUGUAUGAGCUGGGAUUCGUACAAUUCACGCUUCAAGAGCUGUACGUCAGUGUUAUGGCUGCUCUCAUGGUGGUACCUGUUGCCUUGGUACCGGUGAAACUGUUCCGGAUUGAGCUACCAGCGCCCGUCACAACGCUAGGUGCACGACGUCAUGCUACACAUGAGCGACUGUCCCACUUGGCAAAGUACAUGGCGUGGGUGUUGGUGGUGCUGGUGUCUAUGGUGUCGUCGUUCUUUGUGAUCCUGUACAGUCUGGACUGGGGUAGAGAGAAGAGUGAGGCCUGGCUUAAGGCCCUCUUCCUUUCAUUCGGCCUAUCAAGCCUUGUCACAGAGACUGGCCAGAUUUUGGUCUUGGCGAUCCUGGCUUCGUUGGUUUGCACCAAGUCAUCUAAGACACAGAAGACGUACCAUAUCAACAAAGCAGAACUACACACACAGCUUUGGGACCAUAAAGCUUCACGAAAGGUACAUCCACCUAUGACUGCUCCUGCACAAACUAUGCAAAUCAAGAGUAAACAACGGCGUCGGUUCUACCACGUUUUGAAGGACUUCAUCCUCCUGCUGAUGUUUGUCGUGGUACUGUUUUACAUCAGCCACCACGACAAAGAACCGCUUGCUUUCCACGCAUCGCAGACCUUGUCGAGCACGUUCAUAGAAGGUUUCUAUGAGAUCACCACUGCUGACGAGUUCUGGACAUGGACUGAGGAGAUCAUCCUUCCUGUUUUGUACCCGUCGUUCUGGUACAAUGGGUGGAAGAUGAAGCAUCUGGAUCGACAGUUUCCACUGUAUACGGAAGCAUUCAGAAUCGGUCCACCGCGCCUAACUCAGUUUAGGAAGGCUCCAGAAGAAAGAGAAUACCCUGAAAAUGGUUGGGUGGUUACCAACGGAAAUGCUGCAUCUACAUGUUGGCAAUUCAAUGCCAGUGACACGGUGUCACACAACCCGGACUGCUCGCUUAAGUACAUCAUGGAGCUUCCCACUGGUAAUGUUCUAUCCGUGGCAGCAUCGGUCUUCCUCAGGCUCCAGCAUAACCAGUGGAUCGACAAAUACACACAGUAUCUGGUACUCGACCUGUCCUUUUACCACCCAUCCCUGAAGUUGUUCAGUAGCCUCAGAAUGACUGUACGUCAGGAAGGUAUUGGUCAUCUCUCUACAUCUGCAACCGUUGAAACACACAGGCUGUUCCAAUAUGAAGACACGUCUGACUACGGCAUGUUGUGUGCUCACAUUGUCUUCAUAGCCUUGCUUCUGGUCCAUAUCAUCAAGGAGGUGGUAUCCAUAAAGAGAGAGGGAAUAACACAUUUCCGUUCUGCCUGGAACGUUUUUGCUGCUCUUAGCGUUAUUGGAUCUGCAGCUGUCGUCUGUACCUUUGGAAUAAGGUACCACUCUGCAUCUGCAGCACUGCUGAAAAUAAAUGAGGCUACAGAUGAACUUGGAAUAGAUAGGUUUGUGGACUUAAGUUCCGCGUUUUGGUGGGAUGACGUUUUCAAGCACGUUCUGGCCAUUGUGGUCUUCAUCACUACACUGACGUUACUGCGAAUCGUCCGCUUCAGCAAGACCAUCGCCGGUUUCAUUGCCUUGCCAGGUGCCAUGAAGAACGACCUGAUGAGCUUCACAGUUACAAGCGCUAUAGCAUUCGUGGCCUUUACCAGCUCUGGACUUUUGUUGUUUGGAACACAUUUGCCGGCCUAUAGCAACGUCUUGGACACCAUGCUGGCUUUAUUUGAGAUGUUGCUGGGCAGAUUCUUUGCUGAUGAAAUCUUGGAGGCGAAUCCAAUAGUCGGCCCAAUCUUCUUCUCUUUGUUUAUGAUAUGCAUCUUCAUAAUACUCGUCAACUUCCUCGUGACCAUCAUCUGUGAUGCUAUAGCUUCCGGUGCGUCCAUUGACGACGACCAUGACCAGGAAUUGGUGGAUUACGUCUGGAGAAGCUUCCAGGAAAUGUUUGGAGUCCACUUGCCACCACGGACGGAUGUACAAACAGAUGAAGUAAAACUUGCCGAGUUAGAUACAAACUUGCGAAUGAUCGAGGAAUCUUUGGAUGAAAUCUCUGACGUUACACACUGCCUCUGGGCCCCCAACACACGUGCAUCUGCGACUCCACCCAAUCACGAUGUUGUUCAACAGCGCCUCCUGUCGGAACCAUCACAAGGAACAUCCAAGCAAGAAUCCCUGCAAACAUCAGCUGCUCAUGGUAUCCAGGAGCAAGUUCAGAGCCUUCUCAGAGCUCAUGAAGACGAUGAGAUGAGAUUUGAGGAAGCACAGAAUGAAAGUAGGCGACGUGUCGAGGCCUUGUUGAAGAGAAAAAUGGCGGAAAGAAGGAAGGAGAUAGGGUUGAAACCCGAGGAUGAAAAAGAGACCAUCUUGGAGAACGCCCAAGUGCUGAUGGAACAACAUGAAGCGGUUGAGGCAAGACUGGAGCAACUACAGAGGAGGGAAAGACGCCGGUUCGAAAGCCAACUGCGACAGAAAAUUGCCAUACGGCGCAUGCAAAAAAAGAACAAUGAUGAAUAGCAACAUUUCCGUAAAUCAUGGCUAUGCAUUGUUGUGAAUUUUCUCCGUAAAGAACAUGCAAACAUCAUUCUGUGGUUCGUCGGUGUAAUUAUGAUUCGUUUAUGACGUACAUGCAAGACUAUGUGGCCGUAAAAAUAGUUUAUGACUGACAUCCAGUGAUAUCCAGUCAGUUAUUUAUGACUUGUUGAGCUUAUAGAAUUGUAGAUGAAUUAGAACGAUGGCAUGUGAUACCAAUGAUGAGUUCAGUACGAACCUUUAUCAUUUAGCAUAUUCAUUAUCGAAAUGGUAAGUCUACUUCUCAUGUGUCAAACAUUGCAUGAGUACCUUUCAUAAAAGAAACGCAUUUACACAGUAUGUAUUAUAGCGUAAAAUGGUUUAUUUCUAAGCUUGAUUGGUAUUGUAUACGUUGCGUCAGUGAGGCUAUUAAGAUACUUAUCGCUAUAACGUUAAACAUUAUCAAAAUUGUAAUGGAUUGUUGCAUUGCAUUACAUAUCAAGAAAUAUGGCAUCCGGUUUCCUGCCAGUUGGUUAUAUACACUGUUACAUAGCUAGAGUGUCCUCAGUAACUUUACAUUAUUACUAUUGCUGUUUUGACUAGUUUAAAUUACGCAUGCUUUUCUUUAUUAUGUAUAUGAUAUAACGUUACAUGUAUAUAUAUAAUGCAAAACAAAGUGUAUCUUGUUGUUAAAGCUGGAUCAUCGAUACCGAGGGCUUGUAGUGUGUUUGUCUGUAUAAGAAAAUGAUGAGAUAUGUUUGUGUAAAUAGAUUAGCUCGACGGUGACCAAUUGGGACCAGUAUACUUAACAUGCUCUAUGAUUCGUUUAAAGAUGUGAAAGGAGUCAUCUGUUUGUAUUGUAUUGUAUAGUGUAUAACCGCCGCCAUGCGUAACGCACCAGCAUCACAGGCGCCUAGGCACGCGUCAGUAGGUUGAUGCCAUAGCCAUAUUUGAUUAUCAUCAUAUUUGAUUAGCGUGAUAUCUUUGUACAAAAAAGGAUUACUUUGGUAUGAGGAAAUAUAAUGAACCCCAUUACAUUCGUCCUUCCUGGUCGUGACAUUAGGUAUGUCAGCAUUUAUUGCUUAGUAAGUAGAAUUUCACGAUAAAUAGUAGAUUUUGAUAGUUUACCGCUCGAA
Molecule: messenger RNA, 5600 nt
Organism: Branchiostoma floridae (Florida lancelet)
Lineage: Eukaryota; Metazoa; Chordata; Leptocardii; Amphioxiformes; Branchiostomatidae
Product: polycystic kidney disease protein 1-like 2
Exons: 20
Coding region: 1-4470 (1489 amino acids)
Biological process (GO): detection of mechanical stimulus
Cellular component (GO): membrane
Molecular function (GO): calcium ion binding; protein binding; calcium channel activity
Source: RefSeq, a predicted model, not a curated record